Neospora caninum is the source of this 831-nucleotide messenger RNA. RefSeq lists its product as hypothetical. NCBI's taxonomy places the organism in Eukaryota, Apicomplexa, Conoidasida, Eucoccidiorida, Sarcocystidae. The coding region runs from base 1 to 831 and encodes 276 amino acids. The record is from RefSeq and is a predicted model, not a curated record. The transcript has a single exon.
AUGGCUGAGGAGCAAGUUGCUGCAAAGUAUCGGGAGAUGGAUGCCAUUCCGAAAACGGUGUGUGAGGAUACAGCAGAAGGCGUGGCUACGAGUGAGGUCCAGGAAAUAGGCGAUCAAUGGAGACCCUCAAAGCAGCCUGAAUGCCGACAAGAAAAGAAACAGGAGCCUGAACUGACGGCGCAAGAAGAGGAGAGGGAACACACAAAAGAGGCGCAGCGGGAAACGGAGUGCCGGUUGGGCGAACAGGUAGCGGCAGACCAGGGAAGUCCCAGUGCCCGAAAAAGGGCCUCCGACAGUGUGCACUCAACCCAACCGACCCGGCUGAGGGAGUCGAGUUCAACGGAGAAGCACGUUGUUCUCGAAUAUGAACCAGUUGCCGAUCGGAAGACCCAAAAAACCGGGAGCGCACUGAUUGACUCUCUGAAUAGUUUUCUUGAUACAUGGUUGGUACCGGAUGAAGACGCAGCGGAGGACCCACACAAGAUUGUAAAUGCUGCGGUGACAGGGAACGUAGAAUGUGCUCCCCAGGAUCGUUGCAAGGGCGAGGAGGCAGUAAGUCUAAUGACCCUGGUCAAGUCAGUACAACUGUCUUGCCCUCUUCUCGAUCUUCACGACAGUCAUCCGGCAUGCCCUGCAUGUCAUCAGCCCCUCCCAGGGGAGAAAACGCCUCCGACUCAGAGUUGGACACGAUGGGUUUUCAAGCAAUGCGAAGAGCCUCUGGACAUUCAGUCGGAAUUCCUCGUAUAUCCAAAUCCCUUGGUAUACGUCGGACGUCAGAAGCCCAAUAUUGAUGAGCCGUGGUUCGGUACUGUAUCGUACGUACCGUCCUAG